AGAAGCAUGGAGGCUGGAAUUCACACCCCUCAUCCUCACUCCAUCAUCUUUAUCUGUGCAUUUCCCUGGUGACCCCUUCCUCCCCCAGUACCUCCCUCACGGUCAUUUCUGCUGCAUCACAGACACAGGCCUCCAAACAGGUGUGGUUGUGACUGAGUCUGUUUCUGACACCCCACCCCUUCUCACUCUGUGGGGAAACCUUCCUGGGAGGGGCUUGGAAUCAGGAAUGAAGCCAGAGGGCAGGGCUGAUAGGGACCCUUUAAAUUCUGCAACUCAGAGAUUCACACAGAAGCCUGGACACAAUUCAGAAGAGCCACCCAGAGGGAGACAACAAUGUCACUGCUACCCGUGCCACACACAGAGUCUGUGUCCUUGUCUACUGGAUCUACAGUGACAAUCAAAGGGAAACCGGUUGUCUGUUUCUUCAACGAACCACAUCUGCAGGUGGAUUUCCACACCGAGAUGAAGGACGACUCAGACAUUGCCUUCCAUUUCCAAGUGUACUUUGGCAAUCGUGUGGUCAUGAACAGCCGUGAGUUUAGGACCUGGAAGGAGGAGGUGGUAUCCAAGAAUAUGCCCUUUCAGGAUGGCCAAGAAUUUGAACUGAAAAUCUUGGUCCUGGAAGAUAAGUACCAGGUAAUGGUCAAUGGCCAAGCCUAUUACACCUUUCACCAUCGAGUCCCGGUCAGUUCUGUGAAGAUGGUGCAAGUGUGGAGAGAUAUCUACCUGACCACAUUUAAGGUCAGCAAUUGAAAGAGAUAACCAGACUUCAUGUUGUCAAGGCAUCUCUGAUGUACGUGAGCAUGGGAUUCCCAAAGCCAGCUAACGGCGUGAUCUUUUCUCACUUCAAUCCUUACUUUUGCUCAUUAAAACUUAAUCCAACUUCACA
Chlorocebus sabaeus (green monkey) is the source of this 889-nucleotide messenger RNA. RefSeq names its product galectin-10-like. The record is from RefSeq and is a predicted model, not a curated record. Gene Ontology annotation, molecular function: carbohydrate binding. Lineage: Eukaryota; Metazoa; Chordata; Mammalia; Primates; Cercopithecidae.